This is a messenger RNA of Heterobasidion irregulare TC 32-1, 2160 nucleotides long. It is a transcript of the gene Fet3, whose product is annotated as Fet3 ferroxidase. The transcript has 10 exons. The record is from RefSeq and is a predicted model, not a curated record. Gene Ontology annotation, molecular function: ferroxidase activity; copper ion binding. Gene Ontology annotation, biological process: cellular response to iron ion starvation; reductive iron assimilation. NCBI's taxonomy places the organism in Eukaryota, Fungi, Basidiomycota, Agaricomycetes, Russulales, Bondarzewiaceae. The coding region runs from base 1 to 1887 and encodes 628 amino acids. Gene Ontology annotation, cellular component: high-affinity iron permease complex.
AUGCGGUCCGCCCCGCUCCUCCUCGCCGCCCUCGCCCUCCCCGCCCGCGCCGCACUCAAGGAAAUAUGGUGGAACAUCACCUACGUUGAAAACGCCAACCCCGACGGCCUCUUCGAGCGACAGGUCAUCGGUGUCAACGGCACCUGGCCCCCGCCCCCGGUCGACGUGUCCACGAACGACACCCUCCUCGUCCACGCGCACAACUCCCUCAACGAGCCGACCAGUCUCCACCACCACGGCAUGUACUUCAACUCCACCUCCUGGAUGGACGGCGCCGUCGGCGUUUCCCAGUGGUGCAUCCCCCCCGGCGACACCUUUGACUACGUCGUUCCCGUGAACGAAUCCGGCCAGUGGGGCUCUUACUGGGUCCACGCGCACGCCUCCGGCCAAUACGUCGACGGCCUGCGCGCACCGCUCGUCAUCCACCCCGAAAAAGAAGCCCACUCGUACGACGCGGAAUACACCGUCGUCCUCGGCGACUGGUACCACGACCAGCACUCCACCCUCCUCGACCAGUUCAUCAGCAUCUCCAACCCCGGCGGCGCCGAGCCCGUCCCCGACGCCCCGCUCAUCUACUUUGCACAAAACGGCGCGUACCUCGCCCCCGCCCCCGGCACGUCGCCCUCGGGCUCGACGUCCGCCGUCGGCUUCAACGAGAACGCGACGCUCGCGUUCGAGCCCGGAAAGACGUACCGCCUGCGCGUCGUCAACACCGCCGCGUUCGCCAUGUUCUUCUUCUGGAUCGACGGCCACGAUAUGCGCAUCAUCGAGGCGGACGGCACGGACAUCGAGGAGUACCCGAUCGACCUCAUUAGCGUCACCGUCGCGCAGCGCUACUCGGUGCUCGUCACCGCUAGGAACGACACCAACGUCACCAACUGGGCGAUCCACGCCAACAUGGACACCGACAUGUUCGACACCGUGCCGGACACCCUGAACCCGAACGCGACCGCCUUCAUCACCUACUCCGCGAGCGCGCCGCUCACCGACCUCGGGACGAUCGACGCCUACUCUGACGUGCCCGACAUCGACCUCGUCCCGCUCACCGUCGAGGCGAUGCCGCCCGUCGACGAGACGUACGAGCUCGAGGUCACGUUCGACACGAUGGACGACGGCACGAACCACGCGAUGUUCAACCAGGUGACGUACAACGCACCGCUGGUGCCGACGAUACUGUCCGAGCGCACGCUCGCGGAGAACGCGACCGUCGCGGAGGCGUAUGGCCCGAACCACAUCGUCGUGGAUCAUCUCAAGGUGUUCGACAUCGUCGUGCAGAACGGGGACGCGGGAAAGCAUCCUUUCCAUCUGCACGGGCACAAGAUGCAGAUCGUGGGCCGCUCGGAGGACUACACGUCCGACAACGCGACGCUGAACCCGCCGAUCGUCGAGGGGCAGAAGAACCCGAUGCGCCGCGACACGGUGCAGGUCCCCUCGGGCACGUCCGUCACGCUCCGCGUCAUCGCCGACAACCCCGGCGCGUGGUUCUUCCAUUGCCACAUCGAAUGGCAUCUCGAAGUCGGGCUCGCCGUGACCUUCCUCGAGGCGCCGGCGCUCGUGCAGCAGCGCGGGAGCGUCCCGCCGUACCUCACGUCGCAGUGCCAGCAGCUGGGGAUGCCGAUCUCUGGCAACGCGGCGGGGCACGCGUCGACGACGGACCUGUCGGGGCUCACCGUCGGGCCGUUCCCGCAGCGGAACGGGUGGCACUCGAAGGGCAUCGGCGCGAUGGCCGGGUGCGUGCUCGCGGCGGUGCUCGGGAUGGCGUCGGUGGUGUGGUAUGCGAGGGGCGAGCAGCUGAGCGAGGAGGAGGUGGAGGAGGAGACGAGGAGGAAGGUGGAGGAGAAGAGGCGGAGGGGGCGGUUUUGGGGGCUUGGGAAGAAGAGGGAGUGAGCGCGGAUGUGAGGCGGGUGCGGGUGCGGGUGCGGGUGCGGUUUGUAUUAUGGGUAUGAGACGAGACGCGGUGGGAUCCUGGCUAUGAGGUUCUUGGAUUGUUAUGACGGUUCGCCAUGCGAUGCGAUGAGACGCGGAGGACGACGCGCACGAUGAUCGUGCGACGGCACUUUACACUUAUUUACUUACUUGCCCGAUCGUGCAUGUAUGCGUCGCGCCCCACCCCACGGGGCGCCUACUUUUUUUUUUUCAAAAAAAAAAAAAAAAAGAAAC